Molecule: messenger RNA, 1236 nt
Organism: Biomphalaria glabrata
Lineage: Eukaryota; Metazoa; Mollusca; Gastropoda; Planorbidae
Product: probable methyltransferase-like protein 24
Exons: 8
Coding region: 171-1127 (318 amino acids)
Source: RefSeq, a predicted model, not a curated record
CAUUAUGUGUACUGUCGCUACGAUAUUACUUCGCUACACGCAUCCGCUUCUAAUCUGUUCAUAGGGCAAGCUGACAUCGGUUUUGCUAAAAUUAGCGACCAAUAGUUCCUUCUAGUUGUCGGGGGUUAUGGUGUCGUGCGUGCGUAUGUGUUUGGGAAUAUUCUAUUAGAAUGACUAAAUCUAUUUCAACGUACAAAUCAAAGAAGCUGCUGAUAUUUAUAAUUGUAACAUUUAUCGCAAUUACCGUCCUCUACAUAGUCAAUAUUACCCAGAGAAUCCAUGAGGAAGCAACAAGUAGUGAAAAAAAGGAUACAAAAUGGAGAGACUAUAUUGAUAAUUCAAGAGCAGCAGCUUUCCUGAAAAACUACAACAAAAUGUUUGCUCAGAACCAAACGCAAACACCUGAAGCGGACCCCAACAACGUCAUCACCAUUCAGACUUGGUGGCAAGCUGCAGCCAUAAUUGACUGGUACUAUAACGGACCAAAGAGAUAUGACUGUAAGCAGGUCAAGCCGAUGGGAAACUGGCAUAUUUGUCAAGACCCACCCUACACAGUCAGCCCUCCAUGUCUGGUCUACUCAUUCGGUAUCAACUAUGACUUUUCUUUUGACGAUGCUAUGGUUUCAUUAGGAUGUGAGGUCCAUUCCUUUGAUCCAAGUAUGAACAUGGAGACACAUAAGAGGAAGAAUGGAAACUUUUCCUAUUUCUAUAAGUGGGGUCUCAGCAAUGUCAACGCCGAUGCCUACGAGCCAAGAAAAGACGUCUAUGUGAAAAACGUCCAAUCUUGGAAAAUGAGAACAUUGAAGUCAGUGAUAAAAGAGUUAGGACAUGAAGAGAGGACUAUAGAUGUUCUGAAAAUGGAUAUUGAAGGCUAUGAAUGGGGAGUUGUUGAUAACUUGUUAGAGACAGAUGUUCUGAAACAAGUUCGACAAUUUUUGAUCGAGUACCAUUUAUUUCCUUCCUUUCCAGCCAGGGCUGAAUACGUUUAUCUGUAUCAGACUAUUUCAAGAGUUAGAGAAAUGGGGUUUAGAGAAUUUCAUUAUGGGGAUGAACCAAGAAAUAUUAACGAGGCCAACUUUAACAAUCAACGUGUUGUGGACUACGUCAGCUUCUUCUUUCACCAAUAAAUAAAAUCAUGUCAUAAUUAAAGCAAAUAGUAGGCUUAUUUGGAAAAAGGGAUCUGUAUAAGUCUAUGUCAUUUGUAUGGUGUAGUUUAUAAAUCAUAAUCACAUUGGA